Messenger RNA from Marchantia polymorpha subsp. ruderalis, 1987 nucleotides. NCBI's taxonomy places the organism in Eukaryota, Viridiplantae, Streptophyta, Marchantiopsida, Marchantiales, Marchantiaceae. The record is from the annotation of a GenBank genome assembly.
AUCCAGCGGCUGUUCUGCAAACCAGUGGCAGUGCACGACCCAGCACUCAGCAGCAGCAGGGGACGCAACAUGUUUUGGUGGGGCUGAACACACCAGAAUAAUACUCGAAGGACAUUCUGGAAGAGCCCCAGUUUCACUCUCUGUUCCGUUCCACAGGAGCUGUGCCUUCCGUCUCAGCUCACAACACGAUUGGAGGAGAAUCGAGCACCCGCCGAAGUAUAUGCCCCCGAAGGAAUGUGACCUUUGUUGACCGACCCUCUUCUCCUCCCCACAACUCUCCCUGUCGACGGAAAUCAAGGGAUUCAGUGCGCGGGAGAAGUUUCUGCAAUUCGUCUGCUGAGCAGCAGCCGUGCCCGUGCAAUCGCACUUGUCUUCCAGCCCGGGCUCCGUAUCUGCGCCCAGAAUCCCACAUCUCGGCCUUGUGGUCACUGGAUGUCGUUGGGCAGUUGAGAAUCUCAAUCAGUGAAGAAGUGCGCAAGACCUUCCUCUGAUCUCGGUGCACCAAGCGGUGUUCUGGUCGUCGAAAUCUUGCUCGGCUCGAAGAUUCUCUUCUUGCAAGUUCCAUCUCGAGCCCCGGAGAUUUUGCCCACACCCCGCCCACCGCAUCGCAUCGCAUCGAGUGUGCAGGUUCGGUUUGGGCCGACUUCCCUCCGGAGGGCAUCGCGUGGUCCUGGAAUCUUGUAACCGCAGCGGUGUUCUGGUCGUCGAAAUCUUGCUCGGCUCGAAGAUUCUCUUCUUGCAAGUUCCAUCUCGAGCCCCGGAGAUUUUGCCCACACCCCGCCCACCGCAUCGCAUCGCAUCGAGUGUGCAGGUUCGGUUUGGGCCGACUUCCCUCCGGAGGGCAUCGCGUGGUCCUGGAAUCUUGUAACCGCAGCCUGGAGGAGAGUUCUUGGUCGGUUAGGAGGGAGGCCGAAUUCGUCGACCAUCCCGAGAGAGAGAGGGAGAGGCGAUUGUGAAUGUGGUGGGGGAGUUUGCACUCCUCGGGCCUUCUCCGCGCAUCCAGACUGGUCCGGGCUCUCGGUCCAAAUCGAGCUGCCUUCGCGGCGGCGGCGAGAGCCGAAGAAGGCGCUCGGAAUUCCGCGCGGGGAUCUUCUUCGUGUGCUAUGCGGGCCGUAACUCCUCUGCCUCCAAGCCAGCUCCGUAGGGCAGGCGCCAUGGAAGCGAGCGCUUGUCUGGGAAGAAGCAAUGCGUCCCCGCGGCAACAGAACGAUGCUUCUGUGUCGAUGUCCACUUCUGCUCCUUCUGCCUUCAGCGCGAUUCAGUUCCUGACGCUGUGCCAGAGUUUGAAGACCACCAAGAGAACGGGGUGGGUGAAUCAUGGGCUCAAGGAGUCGGAGUCCAUCGCCGACCACAUGUACAGAAUGGCGAUCAUGGCGUUGAUCGCCGCCGAUGGGGUUCCGGGAGUGAAUAAAGAUCGGUGUGUGAAAAUGGCUGUGGUGCAUGAUUUGGCCGAGGCGAUUGUGGGCGACAUAACUCCUUCCGACAAUGUUCCCAAGGCGGAGAAGAGCAGGCGGGAGAGGGAAGCUAUGGAUAAAAUGUGUGCUAUGUUGGGCGGGGGUGAUGCUGCCCAGGAGAUGAUGGAGUUGUGGCAGGAGUACGAGAACAAUGCCACCCCCGAAGCCAAGCUUGUCAAGGAUUUCGACAAGAUUGAAAUGAUAUUGCAGGCUCAGGAGUACGAGCAAGAACAGGGUAAAGAUCUGGAGGAUUUUUUUAGGACCACGAGAGGAAAAUUUCAGACUGAUGUAGGAAAGGCUUUAGCUGCAGAGGUUGUCAAACGACGAACUACUAGCUCCAUAGAGAGUAAUUCCUCAGAGGCAUCCAAUUGAUGCGCUCUUUACGAAUUUCCCAUGCAUUAAUGCCAGUCUUGUAGAAGCCGAUCGAUUGUACAUUCAAGGAUCAAAUGUUUAAUUGGAGAUGAGAAAUAGGUGCACUGCUCACGUGGGGUGUAAUAAAAUGUGUCCCUUUCGAGGAAGCGGCUUGAUUUGGU